This is a messenger RNA of Rhinichthys klamathensis goyatoka, 1777 nucleotides long. Its product is annotated as uridine-cytidine kinase-like 1. The transcript has 15 exons. Gene Ontology annotation, cellular component: cytoplasm. The coding region runs from base 29 to 1717 and encodes 562 amino acids. Gene Ontology annotation, molecular function: kinase activity; ATP binding. Lineage: Eukaryota; Metazoa; Chordata; Actinopteri; Cypriniformes; Leuciscidae. The record is from RefSeq and is a predicted model, not a curated record.
CAAGCGUGACGUAAACGCACUUCCGGACAUGCGUUUCCGCGCGUUCGCGGCACAAAACAUGGCGAUGACAACGAGCCAAAACGAUGUCCAGGUGCAACAGAAAGAAGAAGGAGUGGAGGAUGAUCAGUCGAUGUCUAGAUCUGACAGUUUGAUUUGUUUGUCUUUAAUUCGUGGUAGUGGCGAGGAUUCUCUCGAUGGCCUUAUGAGACCCAGAUGUCCCCUUACCCCUUCGCUGUCCCCACGGAAACGGACCACCAGCCAAAGCAAAACUGAGCCUCCACUUCUAAGGACAAAUAAGAGGACAAUUUACACUGCAGGGCGACCACCCUGGUACAACGUUACUGGGACCACCUUUAAAGAAGCCUUUGUCAUAGGUCUGUGUGGAGGGAGUGCCUCUGGGAAAACCACCGUGGCCAAUAAGAUCAUAGAGGCUCUUGAUGUUCCUUGGGUUGUUCUGCUUUCUAUGGACUCUUUCUACAAGGUUUUGAGUAAAGAGGAACAGGAGUUGGCAGCCAGAAACGAAUACAACUUUGAUCAUCCUGAUGCCUUUGAUUUUGAGCUGGUGGUAACUGUGUUGAGAAAACUGAAAAAGGGCAAAAGCAUCAAAGUGCCUGUGUAUGACUUCACCACCCAUAACCGUCGCAAGGAGUGGAAAACCGUCUAUGGGGCCAAUGUUGUGAUAUUUGAGGGAAUCUUGGCUUUUGCCAACAAGGAGCUUUUAAAGCUGCUAGACAUGAAGGUGUUUGUAGACACUGACUCUGAUAUCCGGCUGGUCAGGCGUCUGAAAAGGGACAUCACGGAUCGAGGGCGUGACAUUGCAGGCGUCAUUAAACAGUACAACAAAUUUGUCAAGCCAGCGUUUGAACAGUACAUCGAACCCACUGUGCAGGUUGCAGAUAUUGUGGUCCCAAGGGGUGGAGAAAACUUUGUAGCGUUGGAUCUGAUUGUUCAGCACGUUCACAGUCAACUGGAAAAGAGGAAACUCCGCUGGGAUAUAUCAGCCCUGGCAUCAGCCCAUCAGGGUCAACCUCUACCCAAGACUCUGAGCGUCAUGGAGAGCACACCACAGGUCAGAGGAAUGCACACUAUUAUCAGGAAUAAAGAAACCAGUCGGGAUGAAUUUAUUUUCUAUUCAAAGAGAUUAAUGAGGCUUCUCAUAGAGCAUGCCCUGUCCUUCCUGCCGCUGAAGCCGGUGUCUGUUGAAACUCCUCAAGGAACUGUAUAUGAAGGGAAGAGGCUGAGCGGGAAAAGGAUCACUGGUGUGUCCAUUCUACGCGCAGGAGAGACCAUGGAACAGGCCUUGAUGGCUGUUUGUAAGGACAUUCGACUCGGAAAGAUCCUCAUCCAGACCAAUCACGACACAGGAGAGCCUGAGCUCCAUUACCUGCGUCUGCCCAAGGACCUCAGUGAGGACUAUGUCAUCCUGAUGGACAGCACCGUGUCAACAGGGGCGGCAGCUCUCAUGGCUGUCAGAGUCUUACUUGAUCAUGAUGUCCAGGAGCAUAAGAUCUUCCUGCUCUCUCUGCUCAUGGCGGAGAUGGGGGUUCACUCAGUGGCCUACGCCUUUCCCAAGGUGCGCAUCAUCACCACUGCCGUGGACAAGAAUGUCAAUGAUGAGUUUCACAUCAUUCCAGGGAUUGGUAAUUUUGGGGACCGGUACUUUGGGACGGAUGCUCCUUCAGACUGGUAUGAAAGCGAUGAUGGGAUGGACUACUGAAUUUCAUCGAGACGUGUAUGUGAGCAACUCUGUCUGUAUGCAUUGGAGAAGGGAACAUUU